Molecule: messenger RNA, 811 nt
Organism: Formica exsecta
Lineage: Eukaryota; Metazoa; Arthropoda; Insecta; Hymenoptera; Formicidae
Product: tetra-peptide repeat homeobox protein 1-like
Exons: 4
Coding region: 86-637 (183 amino acids)
Source: RefSeq, a predicted model, not a curated record
UAUAUAAAGGGUGGUUUUCCAGUACAACGACAGAAAACGAUCUAUUUUAUUCACGCGCGAGUAUCAUUCACGCCAAAGUAUCAACAUGAAGGCUCUGAUCUGCCUGAUGCUGAUCUCCGCAGCAUUCGCCGGUGAAGAAAAGACAAUAAGCAAGCGUGGCCUGACUCUGGGUGGAUGGGAAUAUGGUAGUGGCCUGUCUCUUGGUGGAUAUGAGGGAUAUGGCAAAAGCUACACCAUCGUCAAGGAGAAGGCUGUUCCUGUCGCGGUUCCGCAUCCAGUUCCCGUUUUAGUUGACCGUCCUGUCCAUGUUAAGGUUCCAGUCGCCAUUCCAGCGCCCUACCCAGUUGUUAAAACGCAAACAAUCACAAUUCCCGUAGAGAAGCCAGUUCCAUACCCCGUUCCUGUCAAGGUGCCCUAUCCAGUUAUUCAAACGAAAACUAUCACGGUUCCCGUAGAGAAGCCAUAUCCAGUCACGGUUCCUGUCAAGGUGCCAGUGCCAGUGCCCGCCCCAUACCCCGUUAAGGUUGCAGUAUCCCACCCAGUCCCAGUUCAAGUCCCACACCCAGUUCCAGUUCCGGUCCCGCAGCCGGUCCUCGUCAAAGAAACGGUUCCCAUUUAUGUUAAGGGCCACUAUUAGAUGAAGUUUUUCUCCAAAAAAAGUCACAUACACGCCACCCGGCUCCAUUUCGCGAUCUCUUCUUCCCAGCAGCGCAAAAUCCAUCACGACGAGCGUCCAAAUACAAAAGACGUUUCUUCUGUCGUGUAGUACCUUGAAUUCACGGAAUAAAUUUUGUAAAUGUUUUCAUAAAAA